CCAAGAUGUUGGUGCUAGUGUUGGGAGACCUUCACAUCCCCCACAGAUGCAACAGCCUGCCAGCGAAAUUCAAGAAACUGCUGGUUCCAGGAAAGAUCCAGCACAUCCUUUGCACUGGAAAUCUCUGCACAAAGGAGAGCUAUGACUACCUCAAGACCCUGGCUGGUGACGUUCAUGUGGUUAGAGGGGACUUUGAUGAGAACUUGAAUUAUCCUGAACAGAAAGUUGUAACUGUUGGGCAGUUCAAGAUCGGGCUGAUCCAUGGCCAUCAAGUUAUUCCUUGGGGUGAUGUGGCCAGCCUGGCAUUACUGCAAAGGCAGUUUGAUGUGGACAUCCUAAUUUCGGGACACACACACAAAUUUGAGGCAUUUGAACAUGAAAACAAGUUCUAUAUCAACCCUGGAUCAGCAACAGGAGCCUACAGCGCUUUGGAGAACAACAUAAUUCCUUCAUUUGUGCUGAUGGAUAUCCAAGCCUCCACCGUUGUUACUUAUGUGUAUCAGCUAAUUGGCGACGAUGUGAAAGUAGAAAGAAUUGAGUACAAGAAAUCUUAAAAGUCGGCUACUUUUGCUCAUUUAUGCUCCAGUCUCC
Molecule: messenger RNA, 591 nt
Organism: Euleptes europaea (tarantolino)
Lineage: Eukaryota; Metazoa; Chordata; Lepidosauria; Squamata; Sphaerodactylidae
Gene: VPS29
Product: VPS29 retromer complex component
Exons: 4
Coding region: 6-554 (182 amino acids)
Biological process (GO): retrograde transport, endosome to Golgi; intracellular protein transport
Cellular component (GO): endosome; retromer complex
Source: RefSeq, a predicted model, not a curated record